ACAUGACAGCUCUAUUCAUACGUUCAAUUCUCCUGUCCUUUCCUUCUUUUCUAUCCUCUGUCUCUCUAUUCUCCUUCAUAUGUCACAACUCAUUUCAAGCCACAGUAACGUGAAGGCAACCAAUAACUGCGCGAGCAGCGUGUACACAACGCCAGUCCUCCAGCAUCGACUCCAGCGUCCGUCCACCGAAAAAUUCCUUAAGAAGAAGAGCGAGAGAGAGGGAGCGAGAGAGAGAGGGGGAGUGAGAGAGGAUGGGGAGUGAAGAGGAGGCUUGAGAGUGCGCUAGAGAGUAUGUGCUUAGCAAUGGAAUAAAAACUGCGCAGUUCUUCCGUUCUUAGUGGCCUCCGCCAGUUUUGACUCGGUCUAAAAACAUACGCAUUUUGAUUAUAAUAUACAAUUUCACACCUGGACUGAUUCUACCUUUCGACUCAUGCUUUUUUUAAAAGAAGCAACAGCAGCCCUCUCAUUUCUGGAUUUUUAAAAAUUAUUUGAAAUGAUUAUCCACUAAAAUUGGGACUACAUGGCAUUGGCAUUUUUGGAGAAAUAUGUAGUUCGUUUAACGGUUGUCAUCGUGUUCGUUUUUACCUUAACUCGCGCAUCUUGUGUUUUUAUUGGUGCUGCGUGUGUGGUUGCAGCACGUGCAGCUAUUUGGAGUUAUGUACGCAUGUCCAAUGACAUAAUCCUAUUCGUUUCACAGACUGGUGGUCGUCUACAUUAACGGAAGGAGAGGUGAUGAGGUCUGUAGUUCAACGUUUAUCAGUAGGCCUAAUGACGAAGUUGGCUACGGCUAUUGUGGGAUCUCUCAACGAGAACCAUGGGAGAGAUGCUCCGGGCACAUUCUGCCCCCCGCCAGCUGAUCCAGGAUCAGCUCACGACCCGUAAAUCUCACCCCAAACACCACGCCCAAACAGGUCAGGCUGACCCCAAACACCACGCCCGAACACUCUGUGUAUUUAUGCAGCAAAGCAAACGCCCAGCUGCCACUCGGCCAAUGGGAGAGGCUGCCACACGGCCAAUGGAGAGUCUGUGACUCAGCCAAUGGAGAGACUGUGACUCAGAACAAUGGGAGAGUCUGUCACUCAGCCAAUGGAGAGGCUGUCACUCAGCCAAUGGAGAGACUGUGACUCAGAACAAUGGGAGAGUCUGUCACUCAGCCAAUGGAGAGGCUGUCACUCAGCCAAUGGAGAGUCUGUCACUCAGCCAAUGGAGAGUCUGUGACUCAGCCAAUGGAGAGACUGUGACUCAGAACAAUGGGAGAGGCUGUCACUCAGCCAAUGGAGAGUCUGUGACUCAGCCAAUGGAGAGUCUGUCACUCAGCCAAUGGAGAGACUGUGACUCAGAACAAUGGGAGAGUCUGUCACUCAGCCAAUGGAGAGGCUGUCACUCAGCCAAUGGAGAGACUGUGACUCAGAACAAUGGGAGAGUCUGUCACUCAGCCAAUGGAGAGGCUGUCACUCAGCCAAUGGAGAGUCUGUGACUCAGCCAAUGGAGAGACUGUGACUCAGAACAAUGGGAGAGGCUGUCACUCAGCCAAUGGAGAGUCUGUGACUCAGCCAAUGGAGAGUCUGUCACUCAGCCAAUGGAGAGACUGUGACUCAGAACAAUGGGAGAGUCUGUCACUCAGCCAAUGGAGAGGCUGUCACUCAGCCAAUGGAGAGACUGUGACUCAGAACAAUGGGAGAGUCUGUCACUCAGCCAAUGGAGAGGCUGUCACUCAGCCAAUGGAGAGUCUGUCACUCAGCCAAUGGAGAGUCUGUGACUCAGCCAAUGGAGAGACUGUGACUCAGCCAAUGGAGAGACUGUGACUCAGAACAAUGGGAGAGGCUGUCACUCAGCCAAUGGAGAGUCUGUGACUCAGCCAAUGGGAGAGAGCCACAUAUGUUGAGAGAGUGGGGUGCAUCUCCAGCAAGGAGCCAGUGAAGGUGGAAUGUGUCAGGUGCAGUCACUCAGGGAGGGGGCGUGGCUUGUGUGGGCUGCAGGGGAGGCCAGGGAAAAGACGGCAGGCUGAACCGCACCGCUGAGGGACUGCGGACCCCCCCCCAUGCCGGAGCCCGGCGUGUCCUCGCCCCCCCCCCCCCCCCCGGCGCCCAGCGUGUCCUCACGGGCAUUAAGGUUGGCAGAACACUGAAGAAACUCUAGAGGGAUGAUGAUUGGCAGCUGGAGCUGAAGGCUGGAGGUGAUUGGUUGAGUGGUGCCAUAUUCAGGCCUGAUAGGCUGAAUGCAUCACCCUGCAGAGCAGUUUUGUGGGCGUGGCAUACGGGACUCCGCCCCCCUGGACGGACUGAACCAUGGAUCAUGGCCUCCAGCAAGCAGUCGUGCCUGGGCCCCUCCCUCCUGGUGCUCUGGUGCUGUCAAUCAAUCUCAGUCCCUCCCCCACCCACGUCAGAGUCACGCCAAAGGCCUGCACCAUCCCAGCAGCUUCCAUAACGGGCAAUCAGCAAGGGGCAGGGACAAGCCUGAGCUGGGGAAGGUGAGUGGCCAGGCGUUGCCAUGGGAGCAGAGGCAGCCCCGCCCCUGGGAGCAGCAGCCUGGCCUCCAUCAGGAUUAUAACUCAAGACCAGGAGGCUCCGCCCAUUCCAGCCCUCACCAGUAUGGAGGCCCUCAUCAGUAUCCCCGCCAUCAAGCCCCGCCCCCGAUGGGGGACGUGUGGAAUCACACUCAGCAGCCCAGGGGAAUUCCAGGGCAGAAACGCCCUGCAGCAUCCCAGGAUGAUCAGGCUCCGCCCCCCCGCCAUGCCCCGCCCCCUGAUGGCAGCCCAGGACCCAAGAGGCAGAGGCACUCCAGCAAUGAGCAGCGUUACUUUGCUCCAAACUGCUACCCCCACCCCCACUCCCACUACUCGCCCCACAAACCAAGGUUCUGGAACCCUCCGCACAAAGGGGGUGUGUCCUGGAACCCACCUGACAGGAGGAGCGGCCCUGCAGACUUCCAGGACUGUUUCAAGCCCGGUUUUAGGGGAUUUUGGAACAGGCCGCCUCCACCACGCCCAUCUCAUCAUGGCCACCGUGACCGGAUUGCUCCGCCCCCUCAAGCCGCUGAUGGGCACAGCAGGAACAGGCCCCUCCCCUCACCAGCAACCACACCACUGUGCCUUAUAGCCACGCCCCCUACUGGCCCCAGCAAGAGCGGAGCUCCCCCACUGUACCUCAGCACUGCCACGCCCCCGAGGGGCGGCGACAGCAGGGCAGGCAGGACAAGCACACGCUGGAUCGGGGGGGCAGUGGGGUGGGGCUGGAAUCUCAGGUUCAGAACAGGCACAGAUUUGGGGAUGGGAGGGGUCCUGGGGCACACCAGCACCUCAGCCCCCCACAGACCCCCCCCCUGCCUGGAGCGCAGCCGGCCCCAAACACCCCCCUCUGCCUCCGUCUGCCCCCCCCUGCCCUGCCCUCGAACCCUGAGCAGUCCUGACACCAGCACUGCCAGGACCCACCAGCAGCAGCCCCUGCCGCCCCCCUCUCUGCCCCCUCCCUUGCACCCCGCCCUCGGCUGCUCCACCCCCCCAGGUUCAGCGGCCAAUGGAAGUGACAGACCCCCCCAGCACCGCCCCCCAGCUGCAAGCUCCUCCCUCCUGGCCCUCAGCCCCGCCCCCACGCACCCACAGCAGUGUUUAGAGGAGGCGCAGGACAAACGGAACGCUGAGCCGGAGGAGAGAGGGAGGGAGAGAGGGAGGAGAGGAGAGCAGGGGAAGGAGAAGGAAAAGAAGAAGGAAAGGGAGAAGGGAGAGCAGGAUAAAAUGAGAGAAGGAGUGGAGGGGCACAGUAGCAAGGGUAAAAAGGGGAGGGGUCUGGAGACCCACCCCUCCAAAUACUCCACCUCAAGAGCCCCACCCCUCAACAGGAUUGGCCAGGAGAUGCAGAGAGAAAAUGAAGGGAGGAGAAGAGGGGUGUCACCAGGCCCCUCCACACAGAAUACCUCAGGGAUCCCCCCACCCCGCAGUGAUGGCCACGCCCCCUCCAGGUCAGAGCCCCGCCUCCUGCCCUCCCCCAGGGCCCCAGAGCUCCUCCCCAUCUCCAAGCCGCUCUGCCGGGACGACCCCCCCGCCAGCCCCCCCCUGUUGAGCCGCCAGGGCUCUCCAGAAUCCUCACCCCAUGAGGAAGAGGAGGAGGAGGAGGUGAUGGUGAGGCCAACUGUGCUGGCCAGCCCCACGUCCACUCCACCCAUGACUCCACCCCUCUCCCAACCCGUCCAAUCAGAUCAUCAGAUCACCCAGCCAGGGACAGGCACUGGCCCCGCCCCCCAGCAGAGACCGCCCCCGAGGCCGCACCCCCUCCAGAGGAACGUGAGCGCGGUGCUGAAGUCGCUGGCCUCCGUCCUGCAGCAGCAGAGACACGCCCACAGGGGAGGGCCAUUCGGCAGAGCCCUGCCCCCAGCCAAACACGCCUCCUCGCUCUCAUUGGCCCCAGACCACAGGGGAGAGGGGGCGGAGCUAAAGCAGAAACACGGAGAGGUGGACAGGAGGAGCCAGACGAGAGGAGAGGAGAGGCCUCACUCUUCAUCCUCCUCUUCCUCCCCUGCCCUGGGGGUGCGCUGUGCGGUCCUACUGACCCGACACCCCUGCCCCGCUGCAACCAAGGAGAGGAAGGGUGCAGGCCAGAGGCACAGAGAGGGGGAACGAGAGAGGGGAGGAGACAAGGAGAGAGAGAAGGAGAGGGAAAAGGAGAGAGAGAAAGAGGAGAGACAUCAGAAAGAGAAAGAACAAGACAAGGAGAGAGAGGAGAGGGGGCAGAAAGAGAAGGAGAGGUGGCAGAAAGAGAAAGAGAGGGGGCAGAAGGAGAAAGAGAGGGAAUCAGACAAAGAGAGAGAGAGGAAAGAAAGGCAGACUGGCAGGAGGAAAGAGGUGCAGAGAAGCAGGGGAAAAGAGAGGAGAAAAAAGGAUAAAGGAAAGAAAGAAGGGGCACCUGUCUGCUCUCCACCCCUGCAGUCCAGCUGCAGCGCCCCCGGCAGGGAAGUCCGGAAGGUUUUGGGGACCCUGGACCUGCAGGGAAGGGAGGCCAGAGGAGCGAGGGAGAGAGAGAAGGGCACACAUUCCAGAGAGAAGAGCAAAGAGGAGGAGCCCCGACCUGCCGUCACUGUGCCGACCACCGCCACCAUGGCAACUAUCACCAUGGCAACCAGCUCCACCAUGCCAACUGUCACCCCGGCAACCAGCUCCACCAUGCCAACUGUCAGCCCGGCAACCAGCUCCACCAUGCCAACUGUCAGCCCGGCAACCAGCUCCACCAUGCCAACUGUCACCCCGGCAACCUGCUCCACCAUGCCAACUUUCACCACAGCAACCAGCUCCACCAUGCCAACUGUCACCCCGGCAACCAGCUCCACCAUUCCAACUAUCACCACGGCAACCAGCUCCAACAUGCCAACUGUUAGCCCGGCAACCAGCUCCACCAUGCCAACUGUCACCCCGGCAACCAGCUCCACCAUGCCAACUGUCACCCCGGCAAUCAGCUCCACCAUGCCAACUGUCACCCCGGCAACCAGCUCCACCACGGCAGCUGUCACUACGAUGACCAUUUCCACAGUAACCACAACCAUGGCAACCAUCACCACAGCAACCGCAGUCACAGCAGCCGCAAAACACAUCACCGUGGCGAGCUCCGGCACCGGCACCACGCGCCCCGCCCUGGGCGUGGCAGAGUUCCUGAAGCUGAAGGGCCUGUCCUUCGGCCCCCCGAGAGAGCUGAAGAUCCGUCUCAUCAAGGUGGAGAGCGGAGUCGGCAAGACCUUCAUCACCCGCGAGGAAGAGGAGAAGAUCAUCCCGCUGGCCCAGAUCAGCAUCAAGAACACAGCCUCAGAGGUGAUCCGGGCCUGCAGGGGGGCCAAGGUGAAGGGGAAGUUUCGGGAGUCCUACCUGCUCCCAGCAUUUUCGGUCAAGCCCGCCCUGAGCAGCGAGCAGCCAAUCGCACGGCACAGACUCAGCCCCCCCACACCCAGCAUCUAUCUGGAGAGUAAGAGAGAUGCGUUCUCACCUGUGCUGCUGCAGUUUUGCACCAACCCCAGGAAUCCCGUUACUGUCAUCAGGGGCCUGGCAGGCUCUCUGCGUCUGAACCUGGGGCUGUUCUCCACGAAGUCGCUGGUGGAGGCGAACGCUGAGCAUGCGGUGGAGGUGCGCACACAGGUGCAGCAGCCGGCCGACCAGAACUGGGACCCCAGUGGGUCCUCCCAAACCUGGCCCUGCGAGAGCAGCCGCUCCCACACCACCAUCGCCAAGUACGCCCAGUACCAGGCCUCCAGCUUCCAGGAGAGUCUGCAGGAGGAAAAAAACAGUGAGGAUGAAGAUGAGGAAGAAGAAGAAGAAUCUCCACCCCCAGAUUCCACCUCCAACACCAAUCCAACCAGUACGGAGCAGAAGCAAGUUGGGAAGAUCAUCAAGUUUGGUACGAACAUUGACCUCUCUGACCCCAAAAGGUGGAAGCUGCAGCUGCAGGAGCUGCUGAAGCUGCCGUCCUUCAUGCGCGUGUCCUCCAGCGGGAACAUGCUGAGUCACGUGGGCCACACCAUCCUGGGCAUGAACACCGUGCAGCUCUACAUGAAGGUCCCCGGAAGCCGCACGCCAGGGCACCAGGAGAAUAAUAACUUCUGUUCUGUGAACAUUAACAUUGGGCCGGGGGACUGCGAGUGGUUCGCUGUCCACGAGAACUACUGGGAGGCCAUCAGCGACUUCUGUGAGAAGCACGGCGUAGACUACCUGACCGGGUCCUGGUGGCCGGUUCUGGAGGACCUGUACCGGGUAGGUAUCCCAGUGUACCGCUUCAUCCAGCGGCCGGGGGACCUGGUGUGGAUCAACGCCGGGACGGUGCACUGGGUCCAGGCCGUGGGCUGGUGCAACAACAUCGCCUGGAACGUGGGGCCAAUCAACUCCCACCAGUACCAACUGGCCUUGGAGCGCUUCGAGUGGAACCAGGUGAAGAAGGUCAAGUCCAUCGUCCCCAUGAUACACGUCAGCUGGAACAUAGCCCGGACCAUCAAGAUCACAGACCCCGAUACACACAAGCUCAUCAAACACUGCCUCCUGCAGUCUAUGAAGCAUAUCCAGGUUCUAAGGGACCAGCUGGUUGCCAAGGGAAAGAAGAUCUCAUAUCAGAGUCGUGUGAAAGACGAGCCGGCGUACUACUGCAACGAGUGUGAUGUGGAGGUGUUCGACCUGCUGUUUGUGACGAGCGAGAGCGGCUCCAGGAAGAGCUACAUGGUGCACUGUGAGGACUGCGCCUCUCAGCUGAGCCCCAGCCUGGCCGGCGUGGUGGUGCUGGAGCAGUACCGCAUCGAGCACCUGAUGAGCACAUACGACACCUUCACCCUGGCUCCGCCCCCCAGCUCUCGAUGAGGUCACUCCCGGGCAGCCAUAACCAAAACUCCCACCGAGUCCCUCCUGUUCGACACAACUACUGCUACUGCUGAGCAGCCAAUCAAAACUCUGUUUACUGAAAUGUGUUUACAUUACUGUACUACAUCAGCCAAUCAAACUCCAGGUCACUGUCGUCUUCCUUCUGCACCGGGUGCUAAUUGGUUGUCUGGGGGACCUGGCCACUGAAAGACUAGACUGAUUUCACUCACUAAAAGCGCUGGAAAACUGUAUGCAACAACCCAACUGGAAACCAUCACACACUGCUGAUGAAAAGCAGUUAAAAUGGCUGGAAGCUGCUCACACUCAAACCCUUAAGGUGCUGUGCUAUGGAAGGUUCCAUGCAAACCAAAUACCCUACAACCUGUGACAAAUUUAGAGAUUAGUCUAUGAACCAGGAAGUGUAUUAUGGGAAUUACAUGACUGGCUGGGAGAGUUGAUCACAUGGGUUUUGUUCUUUUUCAUUUUCUGGGGGGGGGGGGGGGGGGGGAAACUGAAUUUUGUACAUGUAUUUCUCAUGAGGUGCUAUUUUUAUUUAUUUUCAUUUUAAUUUAUUGUUUUUUUAAUGAACUAAAUGUACCACAUUUGCCUUGAAACUUGUAUUUAAUGAAAAUACUGAUUACAGAGGCUAAUACAUUUUUCUACAGCAUUAAUUUUAAGAAAACCAAUUGUUUCAAGUUUCCAAACAUACGGGUUUUUAAAUAUUUCAGUUUGUUUCUGUGAAUCUGACAGUCGUAAUUUGUUUUUCCACAAUCUUAAUUCAGUCUGAAAAUGACAACAUUUUUUGUACCUUUGUAUCCUAAAAUCUUUUAAAAUCUUUACAUUUCAUUAACUUUCAUUACUGAAUUAUUACUGUUAUUAGUACACUCAGUUUUCUUUGUUACCUCAUCAUGGGUUUGUUGUUCUUUUUCUGGUUUUUAGGUUUUAAAAAACUGUAAAUGUAAAUGGUGUAUUUAUAUUUUUCUGUUUUUUGUAUUUAUUGGAUAUUGAUGUUUCCUUUUUAAUUAGGGUUAACAGAGAUAUUAAAGGUUUUCUAUUGUUGUAUUAUUGGUGUAAUAUUUGAAGGGGGCAGGGUGGGGGGUUGUUUCUAAUGGUGCUUAAACCCCACUACCCUCCCAGUAUAUACAGAUUAUUUAUAGAUAUAAAUCUACUCCUUUACCGGAUGGUGAGCUGAAUGAAUAGAACAGUGUCUGUACUGAUAGACAGCAGCAGCGACAACACCUUUUUAACGGGAUGAAAUGUGGUUUCGUUUUUUUGGUCUGAACUAUUAAAUUGUGAUGUUUAUCAUUAUUGUUAUUCUUUUUACACUUGUUUUUGUCAAGAGACUAUGGGGUUCUCUCUUUUUUUCCUCUUUUUUAUAAAAAAAAAAAAAGUGUUUUCUUUUGGCAAAAAUACUGUUGACAAUGGUUUCCAUUUCAACUGCACUGUUCACAUGGAAAACUGAGCUGGAUGUGACUUCAACACUUUGUGAAUUUGUGUGACAUUACCAAGACUAAUAUUAAUAAAGCAUUUUGAUAUUCAUA
Molecule: messenger RNA, 8862 nt
Organism: Anguilla anguilla (European eel)
Lineage: Eukaryota; Metazoa; Chordata; Actinopteri; Anguilliformes; Anguillidae
Gene: kdm6ba
Product: lysine (K)-specific demethylase 6B, a
Biological process (GO): heart development; regulation of gene expression
Cellular component (GO): MLL3/4 complex
Molecular function (GO): histone H3K27me2/H3K27me3 demethylase activity; RNA polymerase II cis-regulatory region sequence-specific DNA binding; chromatin DNA binding
Source: RefSeq, a predicted model, not a curated record